Molecule: messenger RNA, 1308 nt
Organism: Stylonychia lemnae
Lineage: Eukaryota; Ciliophora; Spirotrichea; Sporadotrichida; Oxytrichidae
Source: the annotation of a GenBank genome assembly
AUGGUUGAAGAGGACAUUAUAUUUCAAGAUAAAUACUUAGUAGGUAGAAAGCUAGGAGCCGGUUCAUUUGGAUCAAUAUUAUUAGGAACUGAUAUUGACUCCGGUAAAUAUGUUGCCAUCAAGUUUGAAAAAUCAUCUCUAAACAAGCAGCCAUAAUUACCUUAUGAGGCUAAAGUGAUGAGAAAUUUGUCUUCAAGUAGUAAUCCAGUUUUUGGAGUGCCUAAAAUUCAUUGGUUGGCUAUGGAAUCUGAAUUCAAUAUUAUGGUUAUGGACUUGCUAGGAACAGACUCAUACAUAGUAAAUGUCAUUGAUUUUGGUUUAUCAAAGAAAUUUAGAGAUGCUAAAUCUUAAUAACACAUUCCUUACAGAGAAAAUAGAAAUCUUACUGGCACGGCUAGAUAUGCAUCUCUAAAUGCACAUCUUGGUAUAGAAUAAAGUAGAAGAGAUGAUCUUGAAGCUAUUGGCUUUUGUCUGAUUUAUUUCAUCUAAGGAAAGUUACCCUGGUAAAAUUUAUAGGCUAAUAAUAGAGCUGAAAGGUAUGCCAAAAUAGCUGAAAUAAAAUUAAGAUCUCCUGUAGAGCAUAUUUGUUCAGAUGUACCCUUAGAAUUUUCUAACUAUAUGCAUUAUGUAAGAGCUCUAAGAUUUGAAGAUAGACCAGAUUAUUAGGGGAUAAGAUAUAUUUUUAAGAAACUCCUUUAAAAAGAAGGUUAUGAUUAUGACCACCUCUUUGACUGGGUAAUUAUUAACAAUGCACAUCUUACUGAGAAUAUUUUUUCGGUCGAAAGUUUUGAAGACAUUAGAGCUAGAAUGGAUAAAGGAAAAGCCUUGAGAACAGAAAGUCUAGAAGGUAAUAAAGAUUAAGAAGACAAAGAAGAUGGAGAGGAAAAUUAAUUAGAUGAGGAUAAAUAAGAUGGAGAUAUGAAUUCUCCUGGAAGAAGUUAGAAUGAAUAAAUGAAUAGUAUAGACUCACCUAAUAAACUUGAUGAAACUAUGAAUCCUCAAAGCCAUUUACAUGAUUUAGCUGAUAAUAAAGAGCAUGAUACUAGUCUAAUUACUAACAAUGCGCUUCAUGAAGAAGUAGGCCUUGUUCGACCAAUCAAGGAUGAAAAAGAUAAAAACGGCUAAGCCUUAAUAAAUAGACUAGGAAUUCUUGAGACUAAUAAGCCUCAAAAGAAGUUCUUAUUAGUUAAUCAAGCUCCAAAAGAAAAUAAGCCAAUAGAUGAUAAGGAAAAAGAUAGACAUAAGAAAUUAGGAAAAAAUAAAAAGAAGAAAAAGCAAGAAAAAGAUGAAAAUUGUGGAAUAUUUUGA